This is a messenger RNA of Pyrenophora tritici-repentis Pt-1C-BFP, 1500 nucleotides long. Its product is annotated as OCH1, Mannosyltransferase OCH1. Gene Ontology annotation, molecular function: alpha-1,6-mannosyltransferase activity. Lineage: Eukaryota; Fungi; Ascomycota; Dothideomycetes; Pleosporales; Pleosporaceae. Gene Ontology annotation, cellular component: mannan polymerase complex. Gene Ontology annotation, biological process: protein N-linked glycosylation. The record is from RefSeq and is a predicted model, not a curated record.
AUGCCUCCACACUCCCCAAUAACGGCACACUUCUCGGGCAAGCUCACAAGCCAAGUGCGGAGAGUCUUGCCCGCGUAUCUUGCUCUUAUCUUCCUCUUCUUGUUCUUCGCAAACACCCAUUUCUUCACAACACCCAUCCGAGCCGCCUCAAGAUACAAGCGCGAGCUCAGAUACCAACAACCGCUGCAAGCGGCCGAUACAGUCAUCCCAAGGAAGAUAUGGCAGACGUGGAAGGUUGGCCCUCUCGGAUUCGAGCAGCGCGACUCAGACUCAGCAAAGACAUGGCCGGCGAAGAAUCCCAGAUAUCGCUACGAAGUUUUGACCGAUGACAACGCGAAUGAGUACCUGGAGUGGCAUUAUGGCCCACAUGGGUUCAACAGGCCGGAUCUUGUUGAUCUGUACCGUGAGCUCAACAUCACCAUCAUCAAAGCUGACUUGCUCCGAUAUCUCGUAAUGUACGCGGAAGGCGGCGUGUAUGCCGACAUUGACGUGGAGUGUCUCCGGCCCAUCGACAGGUUCAUCCCCGAGCGAUACACUGAGCAAGAUGUCGACAUGAUCAUCGGGGUGGAAAUUGACGAGCCGGCAUUUUCGGACCAUGCUAUUCUCGGAUCCAAAUGCAAGUCGUUUUGCCAGUGGACAUUCGCCGCAAAGCCUAAGCUUCCGGUCAUGAUGAGGCUCAUCGAGAACAUACAAGACUGGCUACACGAGCUUUCAAACGACAAGGACGUACCACUAUCGCAGCUGGAACUAGACUUCGACGAAGUCAUCAGCGGAACAGGUCCAUCGGCUUUUACAAAGGCUGUUCUUGAACAGAUGACGGCGCAAAACCGUGGGAAGCCGGUGACGUGGGAUCUCUUCCACAACCUAGCGGAGUCGAGGCUGGUGAACGGAAUACUGGUCCUCAAUGUUGAGGCUUUCGCAGCUGGCCAAGGACAUUCUGAUUCGGGUAACCACGGUUCGCGAGGUGCCCUAGUCAAGCAUCACUAUCACGCUUCGGGCUGGCCGUCGCGUCACCCGCGACACAAUCACCCCAUGUAUGGCGAGGUGGAAAGGUGCAACUGGAAGCCGGAGUGUGUAGCAGAAUGGGAUAAGAACGUGGCUGAAUGGGACACACUACCAAAAGAAGAGCAGGAUAAGCGGAUAGCCAACAAGCCGCAGCCGCAUUGAGCUCCUAAGCCAUCCUCAUUGGGCGGUUGCAAGCAAACUAGAACGUUUUUCGGGCGAGAUGCUCGUUAUCGCAUAUGCGUACCGUGCUGAGGUAUCAGGACAAUCGCGACGCCGGGAUGAUGCUGAAGCACUACUAUCGCUGCGUGCACGUUUCAAUUCCCUUAAUUGUCUCUCAGCAUCUGGGGUCCCGCCAUGGAGCAUUGCGUAAAAGUUUUCCAACUGUGUUGGAUAGGUCUGAGAUGAGUCGAUCGAGGUUGAACAGUGGUAAUGGAGGUACACAGGUCGCGCUAGGGGUAGCGCAUGACGUAAUGAAUCUACCUCCAUCAGCUCAAA